Cooperia oncophora is the source of this 990-nucleotide messenger RNA. NCBI's taxonomy places the organism in Eukaryota, Metazoa, Nematoda, Chromadorea, Rhabditida, Trichostrongylidae. The record is from the annotation of a GenBank genome assembly.
AUGGUCUCACACGCUUCAGAAAUGUGGGCCUUAUUCCCAGGAGCGAUCGCACUGCUGGGAUCGGUGUUUCUUCUGAUUAUUCGGAAUCGAACAAAGAAAGCCGUCACUGCACCACCGAACAUCUCUCUGGAGAAGCAGUCAAUUCCAGUAAAGGGUGAACCAAGGGGUCUACAAGAGUGGCCUGUUACCGUCAGACGACCAACUGGUUUUGGAGAACAUCUUUCCAGGAGUGCAGACCCUGUGGGAUCUAUUCAACAGAGGACUCAAGAUGGUCCAUGUGUGGGAACGCGAGGCUCCGAUGGACAGUACCGCUUCCGAAAGUACUCCGAAGUGCGAAUGGAUUCGACCAGUUUCGCAUCAGCUAUUGUGGGCGAACUCAACAUGAAACCAGGUGAUCGAAUUGGUAUCUACGCUCAAAAUCGUGCUGAAUGGCUGAUCACUGCUCUUGGUUGUGUUCAACAGUCGAUUAUCAUCGUUCCACUUUAUGACACACUCGGCGCAGACGCAGCGUCUUUUAUUGUAUCACAAGCGGAAAUCAGUGUGGUUGUGGUGGACUCACAGCUAAAAGCUCAAAACUUGGCAUCGAAGAAGACCCUCAUGCCAACGUUGACUGAUAUCGUGAUAAUGGACAAAGAAGGUGUCACAGAGGAGUUCAUAGAGGAGAUGAAGACUGUAGGAAUCAGAAUAACUUUCAUGAAGGAUAUAAUUGAACGCGGAUCUCAAAAUCCUCAGCCAAGGCAUCUACCGACGAAAGACGAUAUUUACAUUAUCUGCUAUACUUCUGGAACUACCGGCACACCGAAGGGCGUUAUCAUCACGCACGCAUGUAUUCUGGCAAACGUCAGCGGAUGGAUUUUUGCUGUGAACAAGUUCCUGCCGGAUAUGAUCAGCCCUAAUCUGGUACGUUUUAGUCAUCCUCCAGAAGAGCUGCUGACUGAAAUGGUUCCAUCGAUGAGGGUCAAGUCUUCAGUGAGAUUCAGAGUUACGUAA